Molecule: messenger RNA, 1644 nt
Organism: Xiphophorus hellerii (green swordtail)
Lineage: Eukaryota; Metazoa; Chordata; Actinopteri; Cyprinodontiformes; Poeciliidae
Product: solute carrier family 22 member 13-like
Exons: 10
Coding region: 16-1620 (534 amino acids)
Biological process (GO): transmembrane transport
Cellular component (GO): membrane
Molecular function (GO): transmembrane transporter activity
Source: RefSeq, a predicted model, not a curated record
GUGCCACAUGCCAAGAUGAGCAGCUUCAGAGACGUCCUGAAGGAGGUCGGGGAGUUUGGUUUGUUUCAGAAAACCUUACUUGUUGCUUUAUGCAUACCCAGCAUUUUCCCGGCUUUCGAUGUCAGCAGUCAGGUGUUUGCGGGGCUGAGCUUCUCUCACUACUGCAACACUGACUGGAUCUUGGAGAGAGGUCCAAACUUGACAAAAGAGAGACAAAGGAACCUCACCAUCCCGGUGGACAAGGAUGGGAGAUUUGAAAAGUGUAGCAUGUUCACCCCUGUGGAUCUGGAUUUGGAAGCUAUUGAAGCAUAUGGCCUUAACAGGACAACAGAAUGCAUCAAUGGCUGGGACUACGAGGUUCAACAAGGAGUCUCGAGCCUUGUCACAGAGUUUGAUCUAGUUUGUGGCAAAAGUGGGUUAAUCGAGGCAUCGCAGUCAAUCUACAUGGCAGGUAUCCUCAUUGGAUGUUUACUGGUUGGGGCUAUUUCUGACAGGUUUGGUAGAAGAUUUGUAAUCCUGCUUUCACUUCUCCUUCUACUGUUGUUUGCUGUGAUUACGGCUUUCUCACCAAACAUCUACGUUUACAUAAUCUUUAAAUUUUUAUGUGGGUCUUCUGGUGGUGUCAUUAUUAUGAACACAUGUGUCAUGGCGGUGGAGUGGACUGACGUUUCAAAGUCUGCUCUUUGCACAACGUCCAUCAUCAGUUUCUUUUCAAUUGGACAGAUGCUUCUGUCUGGUAUUGCAUAUUUGACGAGAAACUGGAGGAUCUUGCAACUUGUGCUCUUCAGCCCUCUUGUCAUAAUCCUGUUGACCUUCUACUGGCUUCUCCCAGAAUCAUCUCGAUGGUUGAUGACGCAAAACAGGAAGGAGGAGGCUGAGAAGGCACUCCACCGGGCAGCCAAAGUUAACAAACGAAGAGUACCAGGACAUCUGCUAGAAAAGGUAAAUUUGGAAACUACUCCGGACAGAAAGAACAUGAUGGACAUCUUCCGCAUAUCAUAUUUGAGGAAACGCACUCUAAUAAUGAGCUUUAACUGGUUUGCAGCCAGCUUCCUGUUUUAUGGACUGAGCCUAAAUAUAGGGAGUUUCGGCCUAAAUAUCUACCUCACGCAGCUCAUCUUUGGCACUGUUGAAAUUCCUGCCAACGUGGCUUGUUUGACUAUGAUUCAACGUUUUGGGAGGAGAAUAUGUCAGGCAGGCUUCCUUUUCCUUGGAGGAGUCUCUUGUUUGGUUGCCACUGCUGUCCCAAGAGCCCUACCUGUGGUUGUGACAGUCAUUGCUAUGAUGGGAAAAUUUUCAGCUACUGCUGCCUUCAGUACAGUCUAUGUCUAUACAGCUGAAUUAUAUCCUACUGAUAUAAGACAUAGCGGCAUGGGUAUAAACUCUAUGUGUGCUCGAGUGGCGGGCAUCCUCUCACCACUGGUCAGGCUCUUGCAAGCCUACCACUACAGCAUUCCCAUGGUUGUUUAUGGCAUCAUCCCGAUGGCUGCUGGUUGUUUCAGCCUGUUGCUCCCUGAAACACUCAAUGUUGAACUUCAAGACUACAUUGAACUGAAAAAAGCGACAAAAGCACCAGAGGGGAGCCAAUGCUGUGAUGAAGGAAUGGAUGAGAAACUAUAAAUUUGAAUAUAAACUACAUUCUUG